This is a messenger RNA of Chara braunii, 5308 nucleotides long. Lineage: Eukaryota; Viridiplantae; Streptophyta; Charophyceae; Charales; Characeae. The record is from the annotation of a GenBank genome assembly.
ACUAGAGAGAGAGAGAGAUUGGGCGGAGGCCUUGGGUACCUACCUGCAGUGCCGUUGCUCCAGCUUCGUCUUCGAGGUACCUGCAGCACAGCGCCAACUUCACAGUUCUAGGAUUCUGUCAGUCAGUUCUAUAAAUCAUUUGCAGUCUGAAGUUGAAUUUUUUUUCUCUCAUUGAUCAUUUCGCACUUCAAGGGAGGUUGGGAGACCUACUGAACUUGCAAAACUCGGGAUUUUAUUAUUUCGAUUUUUUUUUUUUUGCAAAGUUCAAACUUUUCUUGUUUGAUUAGUGGCUCUUUAUCUGGGCUAUUCUCCGCACCCACCCUCCCCACCUAUGUUGUUGCACCCUCUGGCCUUACCUUCUCUAUCCAUCUCCGGGUACCCCCUGUGACGGCAUUGGUGAGUUGCCACGUCAGCAGGCCUACACGCCAGCAGACCACGUCAGCAGGCCACGUCAGCAGGACACGUCAGCAGGCCACGUCAGCAGGCCCCCGGCCCGGUCUAUGCUGUUGCGGUCACAUACAACCGUCAUGGACCAGAGGUCCGGAGAAGCAGACGAGGCCUAUCAGGCCCGGAUGCUGGCUUGGAGUACCGAAACAAAGAAAUGGGCAGAUGACGCAGCAGCAGCAGCGAAGAAGAAGGCAGAGGACGCCGAGCAGGCACGUCUGCUGGCAAUUGAACAACAGCGCCAGCAUGACGAGGCAGCAGCAAGGGCUGCCGAUGAAGAAAGAAACCAACGUCGUGAGAAGAUAUUUAGCGGAGAUCAGACCUUGCUCACAAUGGCAGUGGAAUGGCGGACCGAGGCCGAGAAUGGCAAGUUGGAGGAUUGCGAAAACAAGAUCGCUCUCCUCCUCUCGCAUCUCACAGACCUCCUGGCAACCUGCAUUACACAGCAGGAGGAUAUCCACAGCCUCGACGACUCGCUAGCUCAAGUACAAGGCCGCCUCCAACAGCUGGAGCAGCGACCCGUCGCCGCCCCCGAUGCAAGUUUUUCCAAUACCUCCGAUCGCCUCGAAGCAUUGGAGAUGGACGUCGGCUCCCUCAAGGACGGCGUGCAAUUACAGCAGACCGCAUCGCAACAAUUGCAACAGCGGAUCUGUACUACCGCCAACACCUCAAGUUCGGAACCGCGCGAGACAGCUCCAAAGUUUGACCGGCAGAAGAUCUUCUGCAACUCGACAAAGACAGAUCCGAUUCCAUGGUUCCGCAAGUUCGAGCUCACGCUGCAGCUACACAACGUUAAAGAACACAAGCACCACGCAUACUUGUACUCUCGCUCAAGGGGCGUGUGCCAGGCUUGGUUGGACAAUCUCUUGUCCAAGUACGGAGUGGUAGCUAACGACUUGCAUACCAAGAUCAACUGGGAUGAUCUGAAGGCGGCGUGGCACAAGCGGUUUCAAGUCGAGCUGCCGGAGAUCAAGGCUAUGAACAAGCUCAUGGUCUUCGAACAAGGCACACUGCCGAGUAUCGACUGGAUCGCCGAGUACCAACGCUUGACGUCAGUCCUAGACAUCCAGAUGGACUUCAAAGCCAUCCGACACUAUUUCAUCUCAAGGUCCUGUCCGACAUUAAGUAAUGCCCUGACUCACGUCGAGGACACCUUGACGACGACGGCGGAACUUUUUGACAAGGCCGCACAGAUCAUCAUUAUGAACAAGGAGGCUAAGAACCUGCGUUCGUCUGCGGCAGGCCCGAGCAGAGACCAGCAUCGACCAAGAGUGGUUGUGGUCGCGGCGGCAAUGCCGUUUGACCAAACUAGCGAGGUUGGGCAAGCGUCUUGCAGCGCUUUGCUGGAUAGCGGCGCGUCUCGCAAUUUCAUGAGCCAAUCCUUUAUGCAAAGGGCUGGCCUUGGCGCACAAGUUCGGAGGAAGGCAAACUCGAUGGCGAUCAAGUUGGCGGACGAGAAAACGCAGCAACUUCUCGACCGAUACAUCAAGGCCGUACCGGUUUAUUUCGCACCUCAUGGAUGCGAACCGGUGACGUUCAACAUUCUCGACGCGGGCUUCAACAUCAUUCUAGGAAUGUCGUGGCUUGCAAGUGCGGAUCACACAGUCAACUUCCACCGGCGGACUCUUAGCGUUCGCGACGCCUUCGGCGCCGAAGUGGCGUGUACUAUUCCUUUACCGCACCCUUUGAUUCGGUGCCAAGUGGUGACAGCCAAAUCAUUCCGGGCGACUUGCGCUUACGAGCAGCCCGAGGAGAUCGGCCUAUGUUUCCUACGGACCGUCGCGGUGGCCGACGCUUCACCCACGAACUUGUCCUCGGACCCCCGGGUGGUGCGGUUGCUGGACGAGUUCGCCGACAUCUUCGAGUCACCUACCGGUGUGGUGCCGGACCGGCCGAUCUCUCACGAGAUCAUUCUUGAGGCCGGUGCCGUGCCGCCGAAAGGUUGCAUCUAUCGGAUGAGCGAGGAGGAGCUUGAGGUCCUCCGCGCAGAACUCGACGAUUUGUUGGCCAAGGGCUGGAUCCGCCCUAGUAGCUCCCCAUAUGGAGCACCGGUUCUCUUCGUCCGGAAGAAGAAUCAGGAUCUACGAUUGUGUAUCGACUGCCGCAAGCUCAACGUGCAAACCGUCAAGAAUGUGGGGCCUCUUCCUCGCAUCGACGAUCUUCUUGAGCGAUUGGGCGGUGCAAGGUAUUUUUCUAAGCUGGCUUUGAAAUCGGGAUAUCAUCAAAUCUCGAUCCGUCCGAAUGAUCGCUACAAAUCCGCGUUCAAGACACGGUAUGGGCAUUUUGAGUGGGUGGUCAUGCCUUUUGGCCUCACCAACGCCCCGACGACCUUUCAAGCGGCAAUGACCAACGAGUUCCGUGCAAUGUUGGACCGGUUCGUGCUGGUCUACUUAGACGAUAUUCUCGUCUAUAGCCGGACUUUGGAGGAUCAUCUUGGGCAUUUUCGACGAGUGUUGGAGACGCUCCGCCGCGCCAAGUACAAGGCUAACCGCGACAAGUGCGAAUUUGUCCGGCAAGAGCUGGAAUACUUGGGCCAUUUUGUCACACCGGAGGGCAUCAGUCCGCUAUCGGACAAGAUUCAAGCCAUCCAAGAGUGGCCGGAGCCUCGCAACGUCACGGAUGUCCUUUCGUUCCUUGGCCUUGCCGGCUAUUACCAACGUUUUAUCAAAGGUUACUCGAAGAUCGCGGCCCACUUGACCAAGCUUCAAUGCGAGGAUCGGCCGUUUGACUUCGGAGAGGAGGCGCGAGAACCAUUUUUGGCUCUCAAAGCCGCGUUAUUAUCUGCGGAGGUCUUGCACAUAUACGACCCGCUUUUGCCUAUGCACGUCACUACUGAUGCGUCCGGCUAUGGCAUUGGUGCCGUCCUCGAGCAACAUGAUGGUGUGGACUGGCACCCGGUCGAGUAUUUCAGCAAGAAAGUGCCUGUCGUGCAUUCCAUUGACGAUGCACGCAAAAAAGAGUUCCUCGCCUUCGUUCACGCGCUCAAGCGGUGGUGGCACUUCCUCCUUGGUCGAAGCCAAUUUCGAUGGGUAACGGACAACAAUCCGUUGGUCUUCUAUAAGACCCAAGACACCGUCAACAGCACCAUCGCUCGAUGGAUGACUUUCAUCGACCAGUUCGACUUCUUUCCCGAUCACAUUCCCGGGAAGUCGAACCGUUUUGAGGAUGCUCUUUUACGGCGUCCGGAUCAUUGUACCGCGGUCUACUCAACCUUCGAGAUUGACGAUGACCUGCGGAACAGCUUCAUCCGCGGCUACCAAGCCGACCCCGAGUUUCGCGACAAGUAUGCGAAUUGCUCCUCUCCUAAUCCCGCGCCUUCUCACUACCGGAUCCAAGAGGGGUACUUGCUUGUCCACACACGGGGGAAGGACCUUCUUUGCGUACCGAGUGAUCCUCACUUGCGUACACGGCUUCUUGGCGAGUUCCACGAUGCUCCCGCCAUUGGAUACUUUGGAGUCAAUCGCACGAUUGGCCGACUUCGCGAGCGAUUUUGGUGGCCCGGCCUUCUCGGCGAUGUCACGCGCUAUUGCGAGUCAUGUGAGGUUUGUCGACGCUGCAAAUCCCGCAACCAUCGUCCGUACGGCGAGUUACGACCAUUACCGGUCCCGUUGAGGCGAAGGGAAGCGAUUGCCAUAGGCAUUACCGGCCCAUUCCCCAAGCACAAGACCGAAGUGGAUGGGAUUCUCACGGUGGUCGACCGACUCACCAAGUUCGCCAUGUUUUUGCCUUGUCGCUAUCAUGCGAAGGCACUAGAGUUGGCCGAGGUUCUUUACGCCGGUUGGAUUCGAACCAAGGGUUGCCCCAAGGAGAUCGUCUGCGACCGCGACACUCGGUUCAUGUCCGAUUUUUGGUUGGCGCUCAUCAAGCGAUGGGGCUCAUCUCUCAAGCCCAGUUCAGCUCGCCACCCUCAGACCGAUGGCCAAACGGGAAGGGCGCACCAGACCGCACAGGUUCUCCUUCGCACUCUCAUCCGUCCUGACGAGCAGGACUGGGUUGAGCGGCUGCCGGAUGUCGAGUUGGCCUACAACUCUUCCAUCCACCCGACUAUUGGGAUAUCACCUUUCAAGUUCGAGCACGGCUUGCCGGUCACUUCACCGUUGGACAUUAUCACUCCAGGAACGGCCGAGAGCGACGACCAUCUUCUUUUCUUCUGUCGGAUGCAAGAGCUUCUUGUCAAGGCAUGCGGCCAGAUGGCUAAGACGCAGCAGCGCAUGAGCCAGCAGGCCAAUCGCCAGUGUCUUCCUUGCCCAUUCCGCGCUGGCGACCUCGUUUGGGUUUCCGCAACAGAAUUCAGCCUUGAACAAGACAUCUCUCGCAAGCUCCUCCCGAAAUGGAUGGGGACUUGGUCGAUCGUAGCACCCUCUAGAGACGCACCCGAGGGACCUUCCUUCACGAUUCAGGUGCCCGCCCACUUGCCCGUCUACCCAGUCUUUCAUUGCUCCAAGUUGGCUCUUUACACGCCAGCGGAACAUGACGAUUUUCCCGGGAGACGUUCGCAAGACCCACCCUCCAUGGAUGGUUUUCAGGAGGUCGGCGACAUCAUCUCCCAGCGACGCUACGGAAACAGGCCAACCGAGUAUUUAGUGAAUUUUGCAUACUGCACACACCGAGAUGACCGUUGGUUGACCCGUGCGGAACUUCAAGCAACAGCUCUAGACGUUCUCGCACGCUACGAACGCAAGAUGCAAGGCAAGCCGGUUUCUUUGGCUCCACGCCGCGCCCGCGUUCAGGUUCCACCUUCAGAUCGUCGGCUUCGCCCUCGCCCCGGCUUGACUUCAUAAGGAGGGGGGGGUGUUACAUGCUGCGCCUGCACACGAGGGCCAUUUUCCAGGCCCUGUGUCCCUCAGGCUGAAAGCCUGAAAUU